This is a messenger RNA of Rhizoctonia solani, 5019 nucleotides long. Its product is annotated as tranport-associated late exocytosis protein. Gene Ontology annotation, cellular component: plasma membrane. Gene Ontology annotation, molecular function: calcium-activated cation channel activity. The transcript is spliced from 20 exons. NCBI's taxonomy places the organism in Eukaryota, Fungi, Basidiomycota, Agaricomycetes, Cantharellales, Ceratobasidiaceae. The coding region runs from base 1 to 5019 and encodes 1672 amino acids. The record is from RefSeq and is a predicted model, not a curated record.
AUGGCGACGAUCGAGACGAGGCCGUAUAGCCGUGAAUAUUCGGGCCUGGUGUCGCAAGCGGCGAUCGCGAGCGUGGUACUUGGUCUCUCGGUCACAAUCUUUGAACUCAUGCGACGAAAGCGACGAAAGAUUCCGUCACAGAGGAACGAACAAGGCGUUUUGGGAAGCGUUGACAGCUGGGAAUUUGGAUACCUGUAUCAAGCUCGGUGUUGGGCCAAGGUCCCCGCUCCCCCCUUGCCCCCUCGGCCUCUUUCAUGGGUACGACAAGUACUAUUAAUAAGAGAACCCGAUCUGUUUCGCAUGGUCGGUACAGACGCUACAGUAUAUAUUCGGUUCCUCGUCGGCUGCGUCUUCUUUGUUGCCCUUCAUGGGUGCACCACUUUGCCUAUCCUCCUGCCAUUACACGUCACUUAUGCGCCACCCUCGGUCUCCCCCCGUUCUAUGACUCGUGCCUCUUUAUCCAGUCUAAUUGACUCGGAUGCAUUCGGUAUAGAUCGAGAGAGCUAUCGGGGCAAUCUGAAGCUCUUGAGUGUGCACGUUGCUGUUCUUUGGUGGAUGAGCUUGACAUGGAUUGGGACCUUGUUGUGGAUAUGCCGAGGCGCUUUCAGGCUUCGUGAGGCCAUGGUUCAGGAUGCCAGAAAGGAGCGGGAGAUAUAUCUCAAGCAGAACAAUGGUGUCCCCAAUCCCCAUCAGGGAUGGAGGUUGAGGUCAGUUAUGGUUACCGAUAUUCCGAGCGGGCUCAGGGACGAGAUGAGGUUAGCCGAAUACUUCAAGCGUUAUCUCUCUAAAGACCUCAAGGUCUCUCCAUUAGCACCUGUUCUAGCACCGUCCCCAGGCAUCCGCUCCUUUGCGGUCAACAAACUUUGGAGGUGGGGCAAAUCUGCAACUAUGACGGCUCCCCCAACUUGCGAAGCCCAAGUUUCAGCCUCCGAGAACAAGCGUCUCGUCGAGAUCGAGAAAGUGGUCUUGGUACGCAAAACAACCGAACUUGCGUCAUUGUUGGAACGCAGGGAGGAGGUACUGAGACGUCUAGAACAUGCGCACAUCAAGCUUGCCACCAAAGUUUUACUCGCUGUGAAACACAAGAUGCAGCAUCCUAAUUCUCGAAGGACCCCAAUGAGCACACCCCCUGGCAGUAUCGUCGUCCGACCAUCCAAGUCUAAAUCUCGCCCCGCUUCAACGGACGGAGUGGCCAAUAGGGAGACCGACAACAACCAGCCCGAUUAUGAUGACAACAACCCGAUUCCCUAUGCACUUGCCAGUCCUAAAGCUCGGGAAAAUGUUCCUCGGGUAAUGCUCGCCCCGGCUACUCCUCCAGGGACGCACACAAGGAACCGAUCAGUACAGGAGGGAUCCUCUGGCGAGCCAGGUCAAGAAUCGAAUCGUCAAAGCGGUAUAACGGAAUAUUACACUCCUGCUACCCCAACCAGGCCCACGCUCAUUAUUGGCGCACCCCCUCGACCCGAGCCUCCGCGUCGUCCUCCCCCAGCCAUCCCUGCAUCGUCCGGCCGACCUCCGGUACCGCACCGAGUACCACCUCCUAUUCCUCCUCGAACACCCCAGACUCACAAGAUCGCGGACAUGUCACGCCUGGAUGUAGCAACUCCUGUGCAAGCAACCCCGCCUGUUAGCCCCGGCACGGCUGCCGCCGAGAUGGGCUUCAAUAUUCGCCCCAAAGGAAAAAUGUCUACCGGAUCCCAAGGGGAGCCAGGGUCCACCGGACACCAUCGAGGCAGCAUCGGUCCGUUUGACAAUGAUGUCACAAGCCCAUACCUCACGGAGAACGGAAUCGACGAGGACGAUGAUGACGAGGGUCUGGACCCCCUUGGUUUGGGACGCAGGGCAGGGAAACCUUUGUUUGCGAGGAAUAAAGAAACCGAAGGCCUUACUCGGCCUGUCCCUUCCAGGAGGCCAAGCCAGAAGCCAUUGAUGGAGGCCCGCGACCUCCUUUCGGCUCGAGAGAUCACGUUCGAAGACCGAGAUGAAGUUCUGGAGAGAAACAAGCGACUCGUCGAAACUAUCGGGCCAUUCGUAUACGAGUUUGGACUAUUGGAGCGACCAAAGGAUAAAGGGAAAAAAAGAGCAAAGUUGAAUAGGCAGUCAAGCGAUAUCGACGAUCCUCUUGAGCCUCCCGAGGCCCCGUUCAAACGCUCAAGCGGACGUGGUUGGCGGUUUUCUUCUGGUAGCAGUUGGCUGUCAGUUUUUACCCAGUCAUCCACGACCGCUGCCAAUUCUCGGUCACGGGCUUCCUCUCAAUCAACUGGCAAAACUUUGGUCAACGCCCCCGGGUUUGGGUUUUCGGCACAGGUUCUCCGUACGCACAUGUUGUCCACGGAGCAAGACACUGUUGGGCCAAGUGACGUCCGCCAAGUUAACCCAGGAGAGACUAUUUGGGACGCGAUUCACUCUUUACCUCGAUCAGAUUUGGAUGCCUACCAACCUUUAAUCAACCUUUCAGCACUCUUCCGAGGCCGGACAGUCCCCGCCAUUGAUUUCUUUACCACAAAACUCGCCCUUCUCAGCGCUCUCAUCGACGAGUCUCGGGGUGGCUGCCGGGAGGAUGCAACCCCUGCCAGCACCGCAUUCGUCACGUUCAAGGAUCCAAGGGACGCGAGACGUGCGGUAAAGGAGCUUGCCGCCCACCCCAAGAACGUCUUGGCAUGCGUCGUUACACCUGCACCUGACGUUCGAGAUAUAGAUUGGGGGCGGGCGAUGAAGAGUACCUAUACCGGAGAGUUUGUGAAGGAUUGGGUUGUGAAUAUGGGUGUUUGGGGUUUCACGGUGCUCUGGAUUUUCCCGGUUUCGCUUCUAGUUGGUCUUGUGUCCAUCGAUAACCUGUCUCGAUUCAUCCCUGAGCUGGCUACAUAUCUGCGAAGACACUACGUACAGAAGGAAUUGAUUUCCUCGUUCUUGCCUACUUUGCUGGUCGCUUUGCUUGCUAUCCUCAUCCCACUAAUAUUAUUUUUCAUCGCGAAAAAGGCGCACAACAUAAUCACGUUCUCCCGCUUGCACGAUAGGAUCCUGACUAGGUAUUACAAGUUCCUAGUUUGCAAUGUUGUAAUUUUCUUCUGUAUCGGUGUUUCGGUCCUUCAAUCAUUCCUCACCUCAUUCGGUCAACAAAUAACGAAUGUGGUUACCCUGAUCGCUGGUUAUAUUCCGUCUGUGCACCGUUCUUCGUGGGGUGUGAUUUUCCAAACCGGGAUACACGCAGGUCUUGAGCUUGGAUUGUUUGGUGUAUCUGCCAUUGAUUGUCUAUCCCGCGAUGGCACGUGGGGCAACAACACCCAGGCGACGAGAGAGUUGGCCCUCACUCAUCUUCGAUCUUCCAGACUGGCUCCCGAAUCAUCUACUCGUUGUCAUAAUUACACUAUUGUUCUCCAUUCUGAACCCCUUAAUCCUGCCGUUUUCAUUGCUGUACUUCGUUGUCGCAUUAGGCAAGUACGCUAUGGCUUAACUACAAGUUCAAUACUAAUCGUACUCCCGAAAUUGGCAGUUGUCUUCAAACACCAAUUUGUUCACGUGUAUCGAAAGAUUUACGACGGAAAUGCAGUGAACAUCGUCAUCAGGAUUCUUCGUUAUUCACUAGACGGAUUAAUGCUUUCUCAAGUUGUCUUAAUGGCCAUAAUGCUCCUGUUACGCCAAACCAUUCAAGCUGGGGUCAUCGGAACAGCCUUAGUUUUGACCGCUUUGGCUAAACUAUACCUGACCAGAGUUUCUCGUGCCAAAUUCGAAGCCGCCGAUAAAGCGGAAGCGAAAGCUGCCUGCGGACUGGAUUCCCGAACGACCCAGCCCAAAGCCGACGAAAAAUAUUUGGAUUGCGAAGCCCAGGAUGUCAAUACUGCUAGCACGGGUCAACUUAGUCGAAUUACACAACGAGUCACGGAAUGGCACUCUCCAACCAACAUCGAUAUGUAUUCAACACUUCCUCGACUUCGUUCAAAACCGACAGGCAGACAAGAAAAUCCAUUUAAACCUCAGCCUCCUCCACUACCUCCUCGUCCAAUUUCUCAUAUCGAGACCCCGGCUCGCUCCACCCACCUUGCUCCUCCGCCUCUCCCAGAACGUCGCAUCCCCAGAUUGGCCUCAUGGGAGACGUUCCGGGCUGAUGUGCCAUUGGUUGUUCCUCACACUGGAAGGGAGCCUUGGGAUGAUAGCCCCGACAAUACUGCGACGUAUGACAACCCAUACUAUACCCAACCAGUCCCCGAGUACCUCUGGUUGCCUAAAAAUCCCCUUUCACUACUCGACCUCAACGACACAGUUGACCUUCACCGUGCUCUCACUUCUGAAGCUGAUGGUGGUGAUAUGACCGAGUCAAUAAUGUUGGACGAUGAAGCGGCGGUCGGCAGUUUUAGGGAUGACGCAAGUAUGGAUCCAUUUACAGAGUUUACCGGGGAAGAGGACAUUGCGCUUUCCUCAAUCAUUAGGGAUAGGCUUGAUCAUGGGGAUGUUGGAGAAGACUUUGACUAUCAUGAUGGCGAUACCAGCUCUAUAUUCUCCCGUCGCCCCUCUGGUGGUACGGUUGCUUCAAGGCGCCUACGCUCCCCCAACGCUCAUCGGUCAUUUUCUGCUGGGGUCCGAAGAUCGGGAGGAAACCUCCUUACUCCGAUUACACCCAAUCGGCUUCGUUCCCAUUCGGUUGGUGUAGGCGUUGAUCCUGCUUUACAACCGAACUUGAAUGUCCAAGCACAAUUUCUACCCAGCGAGCAUGGUGUUGCACCUCCCACAAUCCGCAGACUUGGCUCAGGACUCUCUCUCGGCAGACGUAGCGUUGCCGACAGACGGAGUCAAGAGGAAACACCCUGCCGCCUCAACCGCCCCCGAGCGAACACUGGUGCCAGCGUGGCCGUCACAGUUCGUGAGGCACUUCUCAGAGAAGUCUGCGAAGAAGAACGGACAGCCACUGAGGAGCGUAUUCGACAGGAGUUGCAGGAAUCUGAACACCUUACCGCACCCCGCAAAUGGACGGCAUGGAUGUAUGCCAAGGUCACGUCCCAAGAUCACGAUGAUCCAAUUUAA